Messenger RNA from Beta vulgaris subsp. vulgaris (sugar beet), 6154 nucleotides. RefSeq names its product F-box/LRR-repeat protein At4g14096. Gene Ontology annotation, molecular function: protein binding. Lineage: Eukaryota; Viridiplantae; Streptophyta; Magnoliopsida; Caryophyllales; Amaranthaceae. The transcript is spliced from 9 exons. The record is from RefSeq and is a predicted model, not a curated record. Bases 3452 to 5920 code for a protein of 822 amino acids.
CACUAUGGUCUAAUGGGACUAUGGCUCUAUUUUUUUUUUUUUUUUUGAUUGGAAAAUUAGGAUCAGAGGGGAGUGCUCUACCACAUGAGCUAUCUCCUCAUCCUUUGGGACUAUGGCUCUAUGGUCUAUGCACUUUGCUACGCCAGUACGCCAAGGAAUGCACGUAAGUACGUAACGUAACAUACAGAUUAAUGGGAGAAAAUCUACAACUCCAAUUGUCAGUUUCUUCAACAACUGCCCUUUUUUCGUUACUUGGCAAUCUAAAUCCCUAUACAAUACACAAUUUAUUAGCAAACAGGAGAAAUAAUUCCCAAAGUUAGAUAGAGAUGAACCCCAAUUUUAAUUCAAAGUUCACAAGUCAUAGGUUAAAUCCUGAAAACAAUAGCGAGAUGAAAAUAACAAUUGGUUCCUUCAUCUUUUUCAGUUACUCAGGAGCGUGAAGAAGCAUGCUCAUAUGGCUCCAAAUCGAUAGGGGCCCAAUCUUUAAUCAAGUGUAUGCAUGAAUAUCUCCACAGCUUCUUGUGAUUGAAUGCCUAACGACUUGGCGUUCAGUGCUUGAUGGUGGCAAUAGUAUAGAUUUCAGCAUGAGCAAGUGUUUGACAGCAAUCCACAUGCGUACUGAUAAGGUUGCUAAACUUUUUCGUGGCAAAACUAUCUGAUGUAUAGCAGUUGAUAGUAGACUGUAGUUAUCAGCAAGAGAAUUUGUUUAGUGGAAUUCCAGAUGCACAUUAAUCAAAGUUGGCAACCUCUUUAUGACAGUCACCUGACAUAUGACCUUUGACAUGAAAUUAUUCAAGAUAUAAGGGAUGAGAGAAUGUUGGGAGCAAGGAACCAUUAUAUCGAUCACAAAUCUAUAAUCAAAAGAGAAACUUUUCACUCUAUAUAUGGAUAUCACCCUUGGCUGCUUCCUUGUGUAUUUUGCUACGGCUAACUCUUCAAGAACAUGAUAACCCGAAAGCAAAGUAUUUGGUGUAAGCUCUCUUGGAAGGCUUUUUAAUUUAUUGGUGUCUUUCAUUUGAGCAGUUGUAUCUGAUAGCUGGUUGAAUCAAUCUUCCCAGGGCCACACUUGAGCUUUUCCGAAAUUUACAAAAGGGUUUUGGAUUAAAUCUUCUCAAUUGGUGUGAUAGUAAGAUUGGGGCGGUGGGCUUCUCUUCAUGAUCUAAUCCAAGAAAGGAGGCAACAAUCAUGGGUAACUCUCAAAGAUAUCCCAUGCGCCAAAGUUUUUGUCUUGUUGUGAUGUCUUCAACCUCUGGAGAACUAUCAAGAUUUUGCAAAUUGCUAUGCUUCUGGUUGAUAAACUCGAAUGUUGGUAUACUAGAGGUUAACAUUUCUGGAGAAAAAAUUCAGUAAGUCAUGUUCUUGUUCAGGUUCAACUUAUUAUCUUAGGACUCAUAAAUUUCCUCAUAUAUGGUUAAAAGAUCCUUGAAUUUAGUGGUGUUAUUCUGCAUCUAUUUUUGAUGGCUUGGUUAUCGUGGUCUGCUUUUGUAUGUCAAUUUGCCUGUUGAAUAUUUCUAUUCGUUAUUUCGAUUAUUGGCUUUUCAUAUUUUCUAUCUGUUAGUUAAUUUUGGCUUUUCAUAUCUUUCAGUCAUUAAUGUUGCCUUUAAUAGGUCAGGAAUCUUGAAUUUGUUUUGGCUCUGUGUUUUUUAUAGAACAGUUUUUGUAGGGCUCUGACUUCUGGACAUGGUGUUUUGCAUGAAGCACUGGCUUGCUUACCUAGGCCAUGAACGAUUUUAUCUUGUACUUUGUAGCUCAAUUAUUGUUGAUUUACUUAUGGCAUCAGCUCAAUCAACUUGAACAUGAUUAAAUAGAAAAAAGCGAAUGCCUUUUCCUCCUUUAUCCCUUCUGUUGUACAAAAUUGCAACAAUCUAGAUGCCAGGGACAGUUCUUUCUAGUUUGUAGUGGCUUGAAAAGAAAUCCAGAAUUUUCAUAUACACACUAUAUCAUGAUUUCGUUCGGAUACUGUGAAACCUGAUGUUGACUGGGGAUCAUGCUGGAUACUCUGUUGUCCAAUUUGAUUGUUUUCCUUAGGGUUCACUCCUUGAUCAACAAUAUCUACAGUUGAGAACUUGGUCAUUUAGGAUUCUUUGUACUGCUAGCUUUCUAUUUGAGCUAUUUCCUCCUUGCCAAUUGGUGUGCCAUCUUUUGAAUUUGUGCCUUGCAGUCUGUGUGCCAAAUACACAAAUCCCAAAGUGGCUAACUAUAUGAGAUGGAGAGAUUGCAAAUCUUUUCCUAGAGAUUUUAUGCUUUUAAGAAUAAAGGCGAGAAGAAAGGAAAAUAGGAGAUAUGUGAUAAGCCAGUCAACAAGAAAAUAGAUGUUUUUCUUCUCUAAAAUCCUGUAAUUAUUGUGGGAUUUUAUAAUUACCUGAAUGUCUUUCUUAUUUCUUUUCCAUGUUCUUUCAAUAUAGUGGCAUUACAUUUAAUAAAAGUAUUUUCUUCUUUAAUUUUUUAUUAUUUUUUAAAAAUAUUCUAAAAGGUGUAAGAAAUCUGAGCUUUAAUGGAAACUUUUUGAACUUAUUUGGAUAAAAAUCUUAUCCAUCAAUACUAGGAGAUUAAUUUAUUUUUUGGGCCACUACCUAAAUUGCCCAGCAAAAGUGUAAAUUAUAGAUCCAAUCACAAUAUAUGACCAGGGAUACAAGGAGAAACAUAUAAUCAGUUUGCCAUACAAAUGAAAAAUGGAAGGAGCUAGUGUUGCUUAAAACUUGUAGUUCCUGCCAUGCUGAAGGUACAUAUAGUUAUUUCUACGCUCUCAUACCAAUCUUCAUAGACUAUAUUUAUUAUCUUUUUAUUUGGUGUUUAGAUCUAUAAGGGCUUGCACCAUUUAGUGGAUAAAAAGGGGAGUGCAAUUUUGUUGCUUGCUAGAUGAUGAUUUCUGUGAAUAGUACCUUUGAUUCUUUCUACAUUUUUGGUGUGAUUGCAUUUUAUUUUUAAGAUCUGAAGGCAGUGGAGUAGGUUAUCUUGUUCUUUAUUUUUCUAUAUUAUUUGUGGAGAGAUUGGAAAGGGGUAGGAAAUGGGAUUUAGGAAAUGGGGUUUAGUGAAGAAAAUGAAUAACGUGCGUACUCUACAAGUCUGGUUUUUUCAGAAACAUUUAUUGUUGAGCGAGGUCUUGUCUUACUUUCAAAUUCACCGAAUGUAACGUAGGGAAAAAGUAAAGCUCUGAUUAAAUAAAAAUGUCGUCUAGCAAAAGGUCAACUUUUUUCUUUUCUGCAUGAAAACGGAUGACUAAUCCUGCCAAAUGGAUCUGUAAAAUUAUAAGUUACAGAUAUGUUUUAAGCUUCGAGAUAUCUGAUUUUUCCGGUUUUACGUAAGUACUUAUUACCUCUCUCCCUUAUCAAAUACUAUCAAUUGUCUAUAAAUUUCACUUGAAUGGUAAAACUUCCUCAGAAGUAAUUGAUGCUUUAAUAUAUCUCCUUUUUUUCUUUUUGUUGCCAUAGAAGUGAGAGAAGCAGAUCUGAUGGAUUUUGGCUCUGAAGAAGGUGAAGAUAGGAUCAGUGGUUUGCCUGACCACAUCAUUUGUCAUAUCCUAUCAUUUCUCCCAACUAAGUAUGCUGUAGCAACCAGUAUUCUGUCAGCUAGAUGGAAAUACCUCUGGACUUCUGUUGCCAUUCUCGACUUUGAUGCUAGGCUUCAUCGAGAGUUAUAUCCUCUCCUUAACAUAAAUGCAAAUCAGGGAUCAGAGAUCACCUUCCAGAAUUUUGUGAAUAGAGUAAUGCUUCUUAAUGACAUCCCACAUAUCCAAAAGUUCCGUCUAAUUUAUGAGUGUCAUAAUAGUCCUGCUCCUAUUUGUACAUGGUUGCAUGUAGCCAUUUCCCGUGAUAUUUUGGAGCUUGAACUUGAUUUCUUUUUGUCUGUUCAAAAGGAAUUUAUCAGGUUCCCUAGAAAGUUUUUCAUGUCCAACACACUUGUUGUCUUAAAACUAUCUCGCAUGCCAUUCACUGUCCCUUCUUUUGUUUGCUUCCCUAUGCUUAAGAUUCUUGAAAUUAGGAGGGUGAUGUAUCUAGAUGACAAGUGUACUCAAAACUUGCUUUUGGGUUGUCAAGUUCUUGAAGAAUUGGUUAUAGAAGAAACCACAAGAGAGAAGCCGAGAGUGAUAGAUAUUUCUAUACAUACAUUAAAAUAUUUCUCUUUUAGUUAUAAAUUUGUGACCGACAUAUCGGUAGAUUGCCCCUACAAAUUUUUCAUAAAUGCACCAAAUCUUGAGUACUUCCAUGUGAAAGGUCGUAUAUCAGAUGAGUUUGUGGUAAAGAAUUUGGAAACUUUGAUUAAUGCGCAUCUGGAUCUCCGCCAUACUGCUGUACCUGCUGAUAAUUACAGUCUUUGCCAUCAACGUGUCUGUAAUCUCUUCAAAGGUCUAGCCAACACCAAGCUUCUUAUGCUCUCUAAUGAUCUUGUUCAGUUGCUAUGUGCGGUCCAUGAUUUAAAUCUUCCUAGGUUUUUCAAUCUGACAACGCUUUCAUUGGGUAUUGGUGUUGAUUUUUGCUGGAAGAAGCUAGUGAUCGAGUUCAUCAAAUGCUCCCCUGAUUUAGAAGUUCUUAUCCUGAAUAACAAGCAGCAAGGAAUAAUCAGGGACAUAGAUGAAUUGCGCAAGACUCCUCCUAGGUCUAUGCCUGAAUAUCUGCUAUCUCACCUCAAGAACAUUUUUAUACAAGAGAUUUAUUCUAACUUCCUGCCUGAAGAUGUAGAACGUCUGCUGCAUGAUGUGAAUAUUCUGAAGAGGCUGAAUAUGAAAUGUCAGUGUCCAUUCAGGCUCAGAAGCCAAAUUGGUCAUACAUUUGAGCCAUAUAAGAUCCGAUACACAAUGACGGAGAUUGAAGACGUAGACAGGAUUAGUAGCUUACCGGAUGUGAUUCUCACUCAUAUCCUAUCUUUCCUGCAGACCAAAGAAGCUGUUGCAACAAGUUUAAUGAUGCACCUUUCUUACGACUCUUUCGACUUCAGUGCAAGGACAUCAGAGGAGGAGAAAGUAAGACCACUAAAGGGGAAUCUUGUGAGUGAGAAUCUUAAGGUGCUAAAGUUAGAAGGCGAUUCAAUAGCUCCCUGGUUUUCCUUAUCAAAUCUCUUCCUACCAAAGCUCCUGAUUUUCCACCUUGAAAAUUUUGAAUUCAUUGAUGAAGAUGUUUGUUUAGAUGACAUCUUCUGGUCGGGUUUACCAUGUCUUGAAGAAUUUGUUAUUAGUUAUUGUCAGAAUUUGGUAAUUUUUUGUUUCCGUUCUUCUUCAUUAAGGAGAUUGGAGAUGCGAGGUAUUCUGACUAGAUUGCAGAGCCCAAUUGUAAUAAUUGAUGCUCCAAGUCUUGAAUAUCUGUCUACUUAUGAUCAUGUUUCAUACACUAAGUUGAAGAUUAACGCCCCGUCAUUAGUUGAAGCUCAGUUACAGUUCUGGGGUUAUAGAUCUGGUAUUGAACUGGUGGAAAUAUUGAAGCAAAUUCCCAGCUUGAAAACUUUACAUAUAUUCACUACAGCAGAAUUGUUGUAUCAUUUUGCUGCGGACCUACGAGCUGUGAUACAACUUCCCGUUUUUCCUAAAUUAACAUGUUUAGAUGUCAGUUCUGCCUGGUUGUAUCAUAAGCAUCCUUCACAUUUAAUGAUGCUCGUUCUGCUAUGUGAACAUGCACCCAACCUUGUGUCACUUAUAUAUGGGGAUAAGCAUCCGUCGUCAGAUUUCAAAUGGGAGGAGCUGUCUGAUCUGCCUCCAACUUUGGUGCCCAAGUGUUUGUCAUCAACGCUUAAAGUCAUUGACAUUUACAGCUAUCGAAUGAUUGAUGAUGCUGUGACAAAGUAUUUGUUACAAUACGCAACGGUAUUAGAAAUCAUCAGGAUCCAUUUGAAGGAGUACUCAAUGAAGGAGAUCGAUGCAAUUUCAAAGUUAAUGAAGAUUCCUAUUGCCUCAUCUGUAUGUAAAAUUGUAAUUUGUAGAGAUCUUUGAAACCUCUAGAGUCUAGACUAUGUUAUGUUGAGUUAGUCAGUCUCCCCUGCAGGCUGCACAUCUGUUGUUUUAAUGGUAUGAGUUAUGACUUGAAAAGCCAACAUUCGAUGUAGUUUAAAUGCUGAAUUUGAUCAUGUUUUGCAAUGUUGAUCAACAGUGCAAUACCACACCUUGUCCAUGCCUCCGGAUUGAUCUUUUAAUUUUGGGAAAUUUUCCAUGCAUGGUAGCCCCUUA